Molecule: messenger RNA, 627 nt
Organism: Haliotis rubra (blacklip abalone)
Lineage: Eukaryota; Metazoa; Mollusca; Gastropoda; Lepetellida; Haliotidae
Exons: 1
Coding region: 1-627 (208 amino acids)
Source: RefSeq, a predicted model, not a curated record
AUGGUGCCCUACCAGCAAAACAACCUCCGAAUGGUACCCUUUCAGCAACACAACGUCCCUAUGGUUCCCUACCAGCAACACAACCUCCCCAUGGUGCCCUAUCAGCAACACAACCUCCCGAUGGUGCCCUACCAGCAACACAACCUCUAUAUGGUUACCUUCCAGCAACUUAACCUCCCUAUGGUGCCCUACCAAAAACACAACCUCCAUAUGAUGCCCUAUCAACUACACAACUCCCCAAGGGUGCCCUAUCAGCAACACAACCUCCCUAUGGUGCCCUACCAGCAACACAACCUCUAUAUGGUUACCUUCCAGCAACUUAACAUGGUGCCCUCUAUCCUCCCCCAUGGUGCCCUAUCAACAACACAACCGCCCAUGGUGACCUUUCAGCAACACAACCUCCCCAUGGUGCCCUAUCAACAACACAACGUGCAUAUGGAACCCCUACCAGCAGCACAACCUCCCCAUGGUGCCUCUAUCAGCAACACAACCUCCCAUAUGAUGCCCCUACCACUCAGCAACACACCUCCAUAUGGUGCCCUAUCCAGCAGCCUCAACCUCCCGCAUGGUGCCCUAUCAACAACACAACGUCCCCAUGGUGCACUAUCAGCAACACAACCUCCAUGA